This is a messenger RNA of Theobroma cacao (cacao), 1677 nucleotides long. The record is from RefSeq and is a predicted model, not a curated record. Lineage: Eukaryota; Viridiplantae; Streptophyta; Magnoliopsida; Malvales; Malvaceae.
AUGUCCUCGAAACUUUGUUCAAAAUCUGCUUCUACUUCCUCUGAUGAUCAUAAUGCCAAGUCCAAUGAGAAUCGUCAGUCGGCCAAUUUCCCUCCUACGAUUUGGGGAGAUCUUUUCCUCACAUGUCCGGAAAAGAAUAUGGAUGCUACAACUCAACUACAAGAAGAAUUGAAGCAAGAAGUACGGAGAAUGCUCACCACACCUAUGGAUAAACCAUCCCAAAAGUUGCACUUAAUCGAUGCAGUCCAACGCUUAGGUGUGGCUUACCAUUUUGAGAAAGAGAUAGAAGAUGCUUUAGAAACUAUAUAUGGUGACUGCAAUAGUGAUGGCAAUGAUAUCUACGUUACAUCUCUUCGAUUUCGAUUGCUAAGAGAGCAUGGCUUUGAUGUCCAGUGUGAAACAUUUAACAAGUUCAAAGAUGACAAAGGAAACUUCAUGGUGUCCUUGAAAAGUGACGUGAAAGGCUUGCUAGAAUUAUACGAAGCUGCUCAUAUGCGUAUGCAUGGAGAACAUAUAUUGGAAGAAGCACUUGCUUUCACCACCACUCAUCUAGAGUUUGCAGAAACUAGCAUAGAUCAGUAUCCCCUUUCAGCACUAGUCUCCCGUGCCCGAAAACGGCCCAUCCACAAAGGAUUGCCAAGGUUGGAAGCUAGGAGAUUCAUUUCCAUAUAUCAAGAAGAUGGUUCACAUGACAAAACGUUACUGAAGUUUGCCAAGUUGGAUUUCAACUUAGUACAAAAUCUGCACAAGGAAGAGCUAAGCAAGAUUUCUAGGUGGUGGAAAGAUUUAGACUUCAAGAGAAAGCUACCUUUUGCAAGAGAUAGAUUAGUUGAAGGUUACUUUUGGAUAUUGGGAGUGUACUUUGAGCCUCAAUACUCCUUGGCUAGACAGAUAUUGACAAAAGCAAUAGUCAUGGCAUCAACUAUUGAUGAUAUAUAUGAUGCUUAUGGCACAUUUGAAGAGCUUCAGCUCUUUACCAAUGCAAUUGAGAGGUGGGAUAUUAACUGUAUGGACCGACUCCCAGCAUACAUGAAAUUGCUCUACAAGGCACUCUUAGACGUUUAUGGAGAAAUGGAGGAAGUGAUGGCAAAGCAAGGAAAAACAUUUCGUGUCCAAUACGCGAAAGAAGCAAUGAAACAAUUAUCUCAAGCUUAUUUUGUGGAGGCUAAAUGGUACCAUGAAAACUACGUGCCAACGGUGGAGGAGUACAUGACCAACGGAUUAGUAUCUUCUGGCUACAUCAUGGUUGCAAUCACAUCUUUUGUUGGAAUGGGAGACAUUGUGACCAAAGAGAUCUUUGAUUGGGCAUCUAACAAUCCUAAGAUUGUUAGAGCUUCUUCAAUGAUUGCCCGCCUCAUGGACGACAUUGUUUCACACAAGUUUGAGCAAGAGAGAGGGCAUGUUGCAUCGGCCAUUGAAUGCUACAUGAAGCAACAUGGGGUUUCAGAAGAAAAUGCAUGCAAUGAGUUGACCAAGCAAAUCGAGAAUGCUUGGAAGGAUAUAAAUCAGGAAUUGGUAAGGCCACCAGCUGGGGUUCCAAUGCCGGCCCUCACACGGAUUCUCAAUCUUGCAAGGGUGAUGGAUUUCCUUUACAAGGAAGGAGAUGGAUACACCCACGUUGGAGAAGCAGCAAAGGGUGGAAUCACUUCAUUGCUGAUUGAUCCCAUUCCAACUUGA